ACGAAUCGGUUUUGUUUAUGUUAUGCUUAUGCUAUCUGCAGUUUGUAGCGAAAUUUCCAGUAAAUCUGAAUCAGAAAAAAUUAGUAAAAUAAGUCAAAUGUUUGUGAUGAAAACCAGUUCUGUUCAAUGAAGUAGUGUUUAGUAAGAUCAAAUCGGUGUAUCGAGUACGAAACCUACGAUGGAAUACAAUUUUCAAAUGAAUUUUGACACGCUCUGUCGGAUCUGUAUGGAGGAAAUUUCAAUUGAAUCUUCAGAAAACAUUUACGCUCAAAUCAAUUCAACUCAUUCGUCUAGUCUGUUUGAUAUGCUCAGAUUAAUAUGUUCCACAGUAUUCAUUAAACAUGAGAACAUAGAACAUUUACCACGCAAUGUGUGUAUAGCUUGUAGAAAGAGUAUUAUAAAGGCAUAUAAUUUACAUCAAGUUUGUGUUGAGACUGAUCGUAAAUUACGAGAAAUUUAUUUCACGAGCCAGAAAAAGCUAGAUGGUACAGCUAACCACAAAGAUAAUACCAUUGUAAAUUGCGAUGGCAUGAAUAACAUUUUAGAGUUGUACUUAAAAGCAGAACCUGAAGUGACUCCAGAAACAAUCGAAGAAUCUGAUACAGCAAGCGGUACUAAACCAACUACUAAAGAAUUGAAAAAACUAGAAACGGAAAAAAUACGAUGUAUCAUUUGUACAAUAGACUUUGAUACAAGCGAAUGUUUAGAAAAGCACCGCAAACACGUUCAUUCUGAUGGUUUUGAAGUUCAAGAAAAUGUGCAAACAGUUGAUAAACCGACCUGUCCAGUUUGUACUAAAAUUUUCGCUAAUUCACGUUCAUUACGAAGGCACCACCGGAAGUUUCAUUCCGGAAAACCAGUUGCUUCCGAAGGAAAGCGUCAGGCAGUUAGUCGAGAACAUACAUGCCAACAGUGUGAGAAGAAAUUUAGAACAUCCGUUGGACUACGGGACCACCUCAAACGCCAUUCAGCAAAUCAUCCUUAUCUUUGUACCAUUUGUGGUAAAGGAUUCAGAGAUAACAGUAAUCUGAGGCAACAUUUCCUAAGACACACGGGAAAUAAACCUUUCGCCUGCGAACAGUGUCCUUCCAAGUUCUAUACAAAAGCAGAAAAGAAUGCCCACUUGGUGACUCAUACGGGUGAAAAACGGUGGGCUUGUGAUAUAUGUGGAUCUAGCUUCACGAUGCGAUAUUCGCUAAAUAAACAUAAGCGAAUUCACUCAGGACAUCGUCCCCAUGCGUGCGAGUUUUGUGAUUUAAGGUUUGCUGCAAGUGACCAUUUGAAACGACACAUGCGUAUUCAUACCGGUGAGAGACCUUAUAAGUGCCAAUUUUGCGACCGCUCGUACUCUCAGUCGAACGACUUAGUGAAACACUGCCGUACUCAUCUAGGAACGGAUAAUCUUUAUCAAUGUGAUCGUUGCGAGGCAAGCUUUCGGUUACUAACAGAGCUACGGAAUCACUACCAAGUCCAUUUUGCAAGUGACGGCAAAGACAGCGGCCAAGAAUGGGACUCUAUACAACUGCAGUUCAACAGUGCUAGUUUCCUACAGAAACGAUUUCAGGAGGAGCAGCAACGUAAAGACAAAGGAGAAAUUGUCAGUUCCAUUCCAGCUAAUAUCGGGGCAACUCCGCUUGCUAAAAGUGACCAGUAUCAAUAAAUAACUUUUUGAUGGUGCGUUGAUUGCAGUGAUAAAUACUGGUUUGGAUGUAUAAUAAACUUUUCAUAAAUAAAUUUUAAAAUUAAUCCUUA
Molecule: messenger RNA, 1752 nt
Organism: Wyeomyia smithii (pitcher-plant mosquito)
Lineage: Eukaryota; Metazoa; Arthropoda; Insecta; Diptera; Culicidae
Product: zinc finger protein 154-like
Exons: 4
Coding region: 179-1660 (493 amino acids)
Cellular component (GO): nucleus
Molecular function (GO): zinc ion binding
Source: RefSeq, a predicted model, not a curated record